Molecule: messenger RNA, 1343 nt
Organism: Durio zibethinus
Lineage: Eukaryota; Viridiplantae; Streptophyta; Magnoliopsida; Malvales; Malvaceae
Product: expansin-A13-like
Biological process (GO): plant-type cell wall organization
Cellular component (GO): extracellular region
Source: RefSeq, a predicted model, not a curated record
CGAUUGAAGUGAAUUGACUAAUGUUUGGCUUUCCUCUUUGGUGUGUCUCUCAGCCUCAAGUUAAGAAUUGUUUAAGAAAUGUCACCACCAUCAAAAACUGAAGCCCCUUUCCUCUCAAUCCUACUAAUUACACUAACGUCAACAGUCACUUCUUAUUACUCUUCCUCCCCACCGCCUUCUCAAUCUUCCCAGUGGCAUUCGGCACGCGCCACUUACUACGCAGCGUCUGAUCCUCGGGACGCGGUGGGUGGGGCGUGCGGGUAUGGGGACCUGGUGAAAGCUGGGUACGGCAUGGCGACGGUGGGUUUAAGUGAGGCUCUGUUUGCGCGUGGUCAGAUCUGCGGCGCGUGCUUCGAGCUGAGGUGCGUGGACGACUUGCGGUGGUGCGUACCAGGGACCUCUAUCAUUGUGACAGCCACCAAUUUCUGUGCUCCGAAUUAUGGGUUUACGGCGGAGGGCGGAGGCCAUUGUAAUCCUCCCAACAAGCACUUUGUGCUUCCCAUUGAGGCAUUUGAGAAGAUCGCCAUUUGGAAGGCUGGCAACAUGCCUGUUCAGUAUCGAAGGAUCAAGUGCAGAAAAGAAGGAGGUGUUCGAUUUACAAUUGAUGGUUCAGGUAUCUUUGUUUCAGUUCUCAUCAGCAAUGUUGCUGGUGCUGGAGAUAUAAUUGCAGUCAAGAUUAAGGGUUCAAAAACCGGGUGGCUGCAAAUGGGUCGGAAUUGGGGACAAAAUUGGCAUAUUAAUUCUGAUCUAAAGAAUCAGCCACUGUCUUUUGAGGUCACCAGUAGUGAUGGGCUUACCGUUACAUCAUACAAUGUUGCUCCUAAGAAUUGGAACUUUGGGCAGACUUUCCAAGGAAAGCAAUUCGAAUCAUAAGAUCAGCAUCAACGAGACUAUUCUUUUUCUUUUCUUUCCUUCUCUUUCUUCAAUUCUGUUUUCUGUUGUUUGGUACUGAUUGGGGUGAAAAGUGGUAGCUUUUUUAUUGAGAAGAAAGUAGUUGGCUGAUAUUUAAGUGAUGUAAUUGUUUCAUGAAUGCCAAGAAUGUAAUGGAACAGAUCCCUGAAAUGUCAUGGCUAAAGUGGAUUGGUUUUCUUUAUGCCAUUUUGGCCACCUCAAGGUUCUAAGGCAAGUGAAUGUGAUCGUUGAUUAGAGGACAAAUAAGUAACAAGACUUCUGGAGAAGAAUGAAGGAUUGGCUGCUACUGUAUAGAAAAAAUAUAAGGGCUUACGUGCAAAAAAAAAAAAAAAAAGAAAUAGCUGAAGGGUUUUUUAGUAUUUUAAUCAAUAAAAUUUUAAAUUUGUCCAAGUAGGGCGUAAAUCAUCCUAUUGUAGUCAUGGCUAUGUCUG